Molecule: messenger RNA, 1504 nt
Organism: Solea senegalensis (Senegalese sole)
Lineage: Eukaryota; Metazoa; Chordata; Actinopteri; Pleuronectiformes; Soleidae
Product: histone H1-like
Exons: 1
Coding region: 45-686 (213 amino acids)
Biological process (GO): nucleosome assembly
Cellular component (GO): nucleosome
Molecular function (GO): structural constituent of chromatin; DNA binding
Source: RefSeq, a predicted model, not a curated record
CAGCGAUCGUUGUCAGUCUGAGCUCAACUUAGAAACCACGAAUCAUGGCAGAAGUAGCUCCAGCUCCAGCCGCCGCCGCCCCGGCCAAAGCAGCCAAGAAGAAGGCGGCUUCCAAGCCGAAGAAGGUCGGCCCCAGCGUCAGGGAACUCAUCGUUCAAGCCGUGGCCGCGUCCAAGGAGAGGAGCGGCGUGUCGGCGGCCGCCGUCAAGAAGGCUCUGGCUGCCGGAGGCUACGACGUGGACAAGAACAAGGUCCGCGUCAAGACCGCCAUCAAGACUCUGGUGUUGAAAGGAACUCUGGUCCAGACCAAGGGAAGCGGGGCCUCCGGAUCUUUCAAGAUGAACAAGAAGGUAGAAGCCAAGAAGCCAGCACAGAAGGCCGCUCUUAAAGCCAAGAAGCCCGCCGCCAAGAAACCCGCAGCGGCCAAAAAGCCCAAGGCAACGGCAGCUAAGAAGCCAGCAGCUGCUAAAAAGUCUCCUAAGAAGGUGAAGAAACCGGCAGCGGCCAAGAAAGUAGCCAAGAGCCCCAAGAAGGUGGCGACCAAGAGCUCCAAGAAGGUGGCAACCAAGAGCCCCAAGAAGGUGGCAGCGAAGAAGGUGGUGAAGAAGGCUCCAGCAGCCAAGAAAUCUCCCGCCAAGAAGGUCGCCAAACCCAAAGUGAAGAAGACAACAGCCAAGAAGAAGUGAGCUGUCCUCACUGAGACAUGUCCAUCCUGUUCAAAGGCUCUUUUAAGAGCCACACACUUGUGUCCGCUAAGAGCUCAGCCAUCUUCUCUAAUAUUAUUGAUGAUUAUUAUUAUUAUAAUAUAGUAUUUUGUGUACAUAUAAAAGCUGAUGUCUAUAAUAUUCAUUGAAUAUAUGGUGCAACAUAUAUUAUUUUAAUUAAAUGUUUUUAGAAGUACAAAGUAAUAACUGCUUUAUUCAAUGUGUCAUGUGCUCUACAUCACUUGACUAUAGACGUGAGAGAUUAUGACAUUGUAUUUACACUCAGACCUCAGAAUAAUCAAAUGUGUAAUAACUGAAGAGAGACAAUGUAACAAGUAAAACAUGUAAUACUCGUGUAUUACAGGGUUUAGAAAGUCAUUGUGUUCUUGAUCAACAGACAUUUGAGGUAUCACAUAAUCAUAUACUGUGCCCUGUUAAUACAAAUAUUGAAAUGACUUACACACCAAAGACUUGCAGAGAGAAACACAACAGUGUUCCACGUAUAUAUUUAUAUGUUAUGUAUAACGUAUAACAUAUGUAUAUGUACAUUGUGUUGCAUUGUUUCUUUCACUUCCCUCUUCAUUGUAUCAGUCUCAUCUUAAUGACUGAAUCAUGUGUUAAUGUAUAUUUUCACUACACUAACACAGUAUAUUUGAUGUAUAUAUAAAAUGAUGCAUGACAUCAUUCACAACAUAUUGUGAAUGGAAUAUAUUGUUUGAUGUUUAUUAUAUAUCAUUAUUAAUAAACAUCAACAUACAUAUACCUGCAAAUGAACGGUGAAAAUACAUUUACCAAAUAAA